GCUAAAUCACAAACUCGCUUCAAUAAGUACAAUUGAUCAAUAACUUUGUCAAAUUACAAGCACUUAAUUUUUCAUUUAUUAUGAAAGACAUGAAAUCAUACUCUCGUCCAUUGAUUCUUUUUACAACCCAAUGUAGUCAUUUACCUCAAUCGUGAUGUUACAAGUGUUUCAACGAAAUCCUUAAUAAGCUGAGAAAUAUCGUGGAUAAGACAGUUUAGCGCGAUGCUGUGAGAAUCGGAAAGAUCUUAUAAUUCUAUUAAAUUUAAUCUUGUUUACAAUCUGAAACAAAGCAUGAAGCUCUAUUACAAAGUCACUUACUUUGUUAGUUCAAAGUCCUCAGUACUUAAAAGCUACUUAAAAGUCAAACUUACAUGAAUGCAACGCUCAGUAAACAUUAGAAAGAAAUUAAUUUGAAAUUGAAAUAUUAAUGACUAGAAAUGUGGCUUCUUGAUUACUUUAGUGUACCAUUACCUUUUAUUUACUUGUUUUUGAGUCUAUCUAUUUUCUGGUGCAUUAAAUAUAUUUUCAAAUCUGUGAAACACUUAUGUUCAUUACCUCCAGGACCAUUUGGAUUCCCGAUUUUUGGUUAUUAUCCGUUCUUAAAAGAACACAGUUACAUACAAUUCGAUCGACUAUCUAAAAAGUAUGGACCAGUCUUCAGUCUAAAGUUGGGUCAAUAUGAUACUAUUGUUGUCUGUGAUUGGGAUAACCUUAAAGACGCCUUCGCAAAUGAUGCUUUAUUGGCUCGUCCAGCUAAAGGUUUCUUAUCAGGAAUAGAGGAAACUCUUUCAGUGAUUGCAAUGUCCGGUGAUGCUUGGCGUGAACACAGACGGUUGUCAUUGCACGUUUUGCGUAAUGUUGGUUUGGGUAAACGAGAAAUGGAAACUUUGAUCUCGGAAGAAAUUCAUCAAUUUUUGUCUUCACUUGAAACUAAUGUGAAUGACUUGCCUCAACAUCUAAUGCCAAGUGUCUCUAAUAACAUUUCAGCUCUUUUAUUUGGUCGCAUUUUUGAUUAUGACGAUCCUGAUAAAAUGAUCAUUGAUCAAAGUGUUCAGGGAUUCAGUGAAUCUUUCCAAUUUACUGGAAUAACGAGUUUUUUGCCAUGGUUAACUAAACCACUGAUUGCUUUAGGUAAAGCUAAUCUUAAAAUAAUAAGCAAGACACAUAAACAUCUGAACAAUUUCAUUACGAAAGAGGUUUUGAAACAUCAAAAUAAAGCGAACUCGAAAGAAAUUGAAGACUAUAUUGAUGGAUAUCUCGAUGCACAAUCUAAACGAAAAGACGACCUAUUUAAUGAUAUGAUAUUAAGAAGAAAUGUUAUCAGUUUCUUUGUUGCUGGAUCAGAAACAGUCACUAGUACUCUUACUUGGACCUUAAUGUAUCUCGUGAAGUAUCCUCAAUAUCAAGAAAAGAUUCGCUCAGAAAUUCAAGAAGUUAUUGGAACUGAAAAGAGACCAGAUUUCUCGGAUCGUCUAAGAAUGCCUUUUACUCAAGCCUUUCUUUACGAAGUCCAACGCAUUGAGUCAGUUGUUGCUAUAAACCUGAUAAGAAGAGCUUCUCAAGACACAAAGAUUGGUCCUUAUAAUGUUCCAAAAGAUAGUCUGGUUUUUUUCAAUUUCUGGUCCGUCCAUCAUGAACCCAAACUGUGGCCUAAUCCUGAUAAAUUUGAUCCGAACCGAUUUCUUACUGAUAAUGGUACCAAAGUAAUAAAGCCUCCAUAUUUAGUCCCAUUUAGUGCUGGUAAAAGAGCUUGUCCAGGUGAAGGCUUAGCCAAUGUUGAGCUAUUUUUGUACACAGUUGGUAUACUUCAACGAUUCAAAAUCAAAUCAGAUAAACCAUUAUCAUUCGAUGCAAAGUUUGGCCUUACUCGACGUCCAAAAUACAAGCCAGAUUUAAUUUUCGAAAAAAUAUCCUCUCAAUAUUAGCAGCGUCUAAAGUAUAAAGCGAAAACAAAAUCAUUAAAUUAUGGACUCACCAAUGUCAUAAAUUUAUCAUCAUCUUAUUUAGUUUUGAUUGAUCAAAAUUAAUACUUUUAUUCAAAAUUUAAG
Tetranychus urticae (two-spotted spider mite) is the source of this 2048-nucleotide messenger RNA. RefSeq names its product cytochrome P450 2H2-like. Gene Ontology annotation, biological process: xenobiotic metabolic process. The record is from RefSeq and is a predicted model, not a curated record. Gene Ontology annotation, molecular function: iron ion binding; oxidoreductase activity, acting on paired donors, with incorporation or reduction of molecular oxygen, reduced flavin or flavoprotein as one donor, and incorporation of one atom of oxygen; heme binding. Gene Ontology annotation, cellular component: cytoplasm; intracellular membrane-bounded organelle. Lineage: Eukaryota; Metazoa; Arthropoda; Arachnida; Trombidiformes; Tetranychidae.